UCGCGAAUGAAAUAUUUGUCAUUCGACUGUCAUUAUUAUCGAAAUUAUUAAUGUUGUGACCAAGUUCAUAUUUUUCUUUUUUUCAAAAAUAUCCAAUGUUGAAAUACCAGCCAUUCCAUGAUACCACAGUAUGGCCGUUUUUGUUGUACGAAAACAGAACGUAAAUCGACCUCAUUAAAUUUAAUUUAAAAAUCUAAAAAACAACCAAAAAAAACAGGAUAAUAAUCGGGCGGAAAUAUUCGCACGAAUGAAAACCGGAAAAUUCGUUCACGCGCACCUCGAGGUUAGCUUAAAUGAAUAGGGACGACUGGAAUGCCAGGACGUUUUGGAGACAUUAUUAGUAAGAAGCAUAGUUGGGAAUUUAGGGCCCGAGCAAGCGAGGUGUAUGACUUCGCAGCGACGUGAGCCUACCUGUUAUAGGACUACAAAAAUUUCAUCUAAUAGGCAUCGAAAACUUCAACCAUUUAGAGAAACGUGACUGGCUAUUGAUACAUCUAUCGAACGAUUGAUCCAACACCGAAGAUCAACAAACGCCACCACAAUACCAACAUCGACAUCAUUUCUCCCGUCUACCACCUAAAACCCUCUCUGCGUCGUCGCGUCCAUCACAAUGAGCGUUAACGUCAAUCGAAACGUUAGCGAUGUCUUCUAUCGCUACAAAAUGCCGCGGAUUUGCGCCAAAGUCGAAGGCAAGGGUAACGGUAUAAAAACCGUGAUAGUGAACAUGGCCGAGGUGGCGAAAGCCCUCGGCAGACCGCCCACCUACCCGACGAAGUAUUUUGGCUGCGAAUUGGGCGCGCAAACCCAAUUCGACUUCAAAAACGAGCGCUACAUCGUCAACGGUUCCCACGACGCCGUCAAGCUCCAGGACCUUUUGGACGGAUUCAUUCGCAAGUUCGUCUUGUGCCCGGAAUGCGACAAUCCCGAGACGGAUUUGAUCGUUUCGCAGAAGCGCAACACCAUCUCGCAGGGGUGCAAGGCGUGCGGCUACCACGGCGUGCUGGAGUCCAACCACAAGCUGAUGACGUUCAUACUGAAGAACCCGCCGAACUCGAACCCGGCCAGCCAGGGCUCCUCGUUGACCGAGGGCAAGCGGUCCAAGCGCAGCAAACGCAACGGCGAGCCGAACGGCGAGCAGGACGAGCAAAACGAGUCCGGCGUCGACGGCUCGCUCAUCGAGACGUCUAUGGAUAAAUCGGUAAAGGGCGGUAGCGAUGACGAUCAAACGGAAUGGGCGGUGGACGUGUCCGAGGAGGCCGUCAGGGCCAGAAUGCAGGAUCUCAGCGACGGCGCCAAGAACAUGACCAUCAGCGACGACUUGGAGAAGACCGAGAAGGAGCGCAUGGAUAUUCUGUACAAUUUCGUUAAAGUCAAGCGAGAUACCGGUUUGCUGGAGAAUGUGCAAACUCAGAAGGAAGUGCUGAGCGAAGCUGAACGCCUCGAAAUCAAAACUAAGGCUCCUCUCGUUUUGGCGGAAUUGCUCUUCAAUCAGAACAUAUUGGUCCAAGUGAAGAAGUACCGUACGCUGUUUUUGCGUUUCACCCUCAACGAUAAGAAGGCGCAGAGAUAUUUGAUGGGCGGUUUGGAGCAAGUGAUCGCUUUGCACAGAGACAAGAUGAUGAGCAAAGUUCCUGGAUUGUUGAAGCUCUUCUACGACAUGGAUAUUCUAUCGGAAGACUGUAUUAUCGAGUGGUCAGAUAAGGUGUCUAAGAAAUAUGUAGCCAAAGAAAUUAGCCAGGAGAUCCACGACAACGCAGCUGUGUUUAUAAAAUGGUUGAAGGAAGCCGAAUCGGAGGAUUCCGACAACGAUGACGAAAGUGAAGAUGAUGAUGUAGAGAUUGAAUAUAACGACAGGGCACAAAUCCAACUGAAAGUCACUCCUCAACCUAAACCCAAGCCGACCGUGGAGGAAGAUGAUGGGCAGGAUGACGUAGACAUCGAUGCCAUUUAAUAUAUUCCUUAUUACAGGUGUCAGAGGGACUUGGUUUAUAUCGGACGAUAGUUGUUUAAAAUUGAAUUUAAUCCAACGUUAUAUAAGUAUUAAGAAUUGAUCAUUUGCGUCGUUUGCAAAUUGGAUUCGAACGUUCGUUCAUUCUAACUGUGUUUUUAUGUUCCUUACAAAACGGAGCAACAAUCUAUUGUCUCAUAUUUAAUAAUAAUAAUUGAUGUCGAAAGAGCCCGAUGUAAACUUAGUCGUUAUUAUUUCAUGUCUAUCUUUUUAUUUACGCCUUGAAUUUGAAUAUGUUUUGUGGUUGAUGAGGAUCCCUAUUCUGUAUUUUGAGUUUAGAAACAUUAUCUGUUAACAUUAUAUAAUUUUCAUUUUACUAUUUACCAUACUGCAAUAUGUAUUGUAUUAAAUAGCAUUUUCCCAUAUUAAAGUCGUUUUUUAACAUUUGAAUGAAGGAGGCAUUUUGAAGAGGCGCAAAUCACUUUGAUUUGUCUCGUUUUCAUGCCUCUAAUUUUCAUAGAUCUAUUAAAUAUACUGUUUUAAUGUCAAUAA
Molecule: messenger RNA, 2500 nt
Organism: Phyllotreta striolata
Lineage: Eukaryota; Metazoa; Arthropoda; Insecta; Coleoptera; Chrysomelidae
Source: the annotation of a GenBank genome assembly